GUCAAAUCGCGCGUUGCCGUGUAAAAAGUGAUGUUUUAUUUAUGAUAAAAAAAAUUUUAGACGUGCUAUGUAUCUACAUUAUGGGACUACCAACGUAACCACUGCAUACAUAGGUAUCAUGAGAAACAUAGAGAUGAACGAUGAAUAUAAGAGACGCCGUACGCGUGGUGGCGUUGUUGGCGCUGGCGACGUGUGUAACCACAGAAAUGUGUCCUGCAACCACUAGAGAGCCGGUAACAUGCUCCUUACAGAGUGGCACGGAGAUCGAGCUCUCCUGGAGUAUUCGCGAAUACAUCACAGUAGAGUGCCUCGACAAUGGCACCUUCAGCUGCGCCGAACUACCGAAACUGAGUAUACCCGUCUUACCAACAAGGGUAAUGAUCGACAAUUGCGUGCUGCCUACCAAUGAGUCACUCAGCUGCACAUUUCAAGCCCUUGGCGCAUCUGGCGCCACCUUACUCACACUGCGCGGACCUCACUCUUUCCUCAAACCAGAACAUGUCCAAGGCCUACAUCUGUCCACGCUCAAUUUAAAAGGUUCAACGUUCGAUGAGCCUUAUACACCGCUAGAGCUACCAACAUCCGCGCUAUCAGCUCUAUCGUCGCUGCAAAAGCUCGUAGUGACUAAUGCCCGCUUAAACCUACGACUACCAACGUAA
This is a messenger RNA of Leguminivora glycinivorella, 659 nucleotides long. RefSeq lists its product as uncharacterized. The transcript is spliced from 3 exons. The record is from RefSeq and is a predicted model, not a curated record. The coding region runs from base 141 to 659 and encodes 172 amino acids. Lineage: Eukaryota; Metazoa; Arthropoda; Insecta; Lepidoptera; Tortricidae.